Molecule: messenger RNA, 693 nt
Organism: Talaromyces proteolyticus
Lineage: Eukaryota; Fungi; Ascomycota; Eurotiomycetes; Eurotiales; Trichocomaceae
Exons: 1
Coding region: 1-693 (230 amino acids)
Source: RefSeq, a predicted model, not a curated record
AUGAUUAUCAAAUCGCCGAGGCUAGUGUCGGCUUCUCAAAUCAUAUAUAGUGGAAGUGGCAUUGGCACAUAUUACUACGACAUCCAGAAUCCUUACGCCUGCAAUCAAGAUAUGAGCAGUAUGAACACGGCAAAUGAUGUUGCAUGCUGGAGCAAGACCCUAGAAGAUAUUAACUCUCAGUAUCUUGUGGCCAUGAAUGUAUCGGAACUUGAUACAGACAGAACAAAGUAUUGCGGCAAGAAGGUGAUUGUCUCAGUAAAUGGAGUGGCCUCAAACUUGCCCCUUUUUAUUGGUGACGGAUGUGAACGUUGCGCUACCGGUCCACCUGGUCUGGACUUGAGUUAUAGCGUGGCAAAUACCCUGUAUUCGAGUGUAUGUAAAUACGGCCAUCUCGAUCUAAGUUGGGAGGUUGUCGACGAAAUCGUUCAGAGCUUCGAUGUCAGCACUUAUUCAGACAACUCUGACUACACGGCUUCUGUUCAGAGCUUGGAUGUCAACAAUUAUGCACACAACAUGGGCAAUACGGCUUCUGAGACGUUGCCUGCCGGAUCCUGUCCGACUGGCGAAUGGCAGUGUAAUAAUAAUGCUGCCAUUCUGGAGCAAUGCAUCGACAAUAGUUGGUCCCCAAGGGAAACAUGCCCAGCUGGUUACAGCUGCCAAGGGGGGUCCAGCCCUUACUGUAUCAUUGUAUAG